GUGGUUGUAUUGGUUGAGCGCAUGUCUAACAAAACAGACAAACAAUAAUCAACACAAAUUGAGUUCACUAUCUAUUCAAUUGAAUUAUUAAUUGAAUGUAUUUAUGAUUUUUAGAGAGAAAAAAGUAUUUAUUAAUUAUACAAACAAUUGAUUCAAACAAUUAAAUGGUUAAAGACUAACAUCAGUGACAAUUGAAAGAAAAACAAUUGACUGCAAAACAGUAUUGAUUUCAAACAUAUUAUAUGAUAUGAUGUGGAGAUUGACAUCAAAUAUAUGACUACAUUAACUGCAUUGAAUGUAACCAAUGAUCUGAUAAUUACAAGAUUAGUCAUAAUCGGUGAUAAUUUGAAGAAAUCAGACAUAAAAUGGUAUAUUUAUUAUUGAAAUCAUCGGUGGCGUCGACCCCAUUGUCUUCAUUGUCGAAGAUAACGACAUCCUAUAAGUUACUUUUGACGACAAAUCUCAGUCCAUCAUUGAAUCGGUGGUCUUCAAGCAAAGCGGCGAAUACACCAAAAGCUGAACCAAAGUUGGGUUCAAUUCCUUACAAGAAUCUGACGAUAGGAGUGCCUAAAGAGAUCUGGAAUAAUGAAAGAAGGGUUGCCUUAUCCCCGGCAGCCGUACAGACACUCAUCAAAAAGGGAGUGACAGUCAAAGUGGAGACCAAUGCCGGCUUAGGGGCAAAGUUCUUGAAUAAUGAUUAUGAAUCGGUCGGUGCAAAGAUUGUGGACCGAAAAUCGGUAUUUGAAUCGGACAUAAUCCUCAAAGUGCGACAACCCGUUGCUGACGAAUUGACUUCAUUUCGUAAUAACUCGACUUUAAUUAGUUUCAUAUAUCCGGCUCAGAAUAAGCCACUAAUUGAUGCAAUGUCUGCAAAACAAAUGAAUGUGUUUGCCAUGGAUUGUGUGCCCAGAAUCUCGAGGGCACAGGUAUUUGAUGCGCUCUCAUCGAUGGCCAACAUUGCCGGUUACAAAGCGGUCAUUGAAGCGGCCAAUCAUUUCGGCCGUUUCUUUACUGGACAGAUCACUGCCGCUGGUAAGGUACCACCGGCUAAAGUGUUAGUUAUUGGCGGCGGUGUCGCCGGUUUGUCGGCUAUUGGUACGGCUAAGAAUAUGGGAGCCAUUGUUCGUGGUUUUGAUACGAGAGCUGCUGUUAAGGAACAGAUCGAGUCAUUGGGCGCCGAAUUCUUAGAGGUUGACUUCAAAGAGUCUGGUGAAGGAAUCGGUGGUUAUGCUAAAGAAAUGUCAAAAGAGUUCAUUGAAGCAGAAAUGAAAUUAUUUGCCAAACAAUGUGAAGAAGUGGAUAUUGUUAUCACUACUGCUCUUAUUCCCGGAAAAAAGGCUCCGAUUCUUAUAACAAGAAAAAUGAUUGAAUCUAUGAAACCGGGAUCUGUUGUCGUAGAUCUCGCCGCUGAAACCGGAGGAAAUAUAGAGACCAUAAAACCGGGAGAAAUUUACUCAUAUAAAGAUGUUGUUCAUAUUGGACUAACAGAUCUACCGUCACGAUUGCCAACUCAGUCGUCAACACUUUAUGCUAACAAUGUAUCAAAACUUUUGUUGUCAAUGAAUGAUAAAGACAGUUAUUAUGUAGAUUUAGAGGAUGAAGUGGUUCGCGGCUCUAUUAUCCUAAAAGAUGGUCAACUUUUAUGGCCACCGCCACCACCUAAGGUAGGUCCAGUGAUUGCACAACCAAAAGAUACAAAACUGGCUAAAGCGCCUCCAAAAGAAUUACUUCCCGCCGAUUACUUUAAGGCCACUUUAAAAGACGCUCUUUUAUAUACCGGAGGAUUAGGUACACUAACCGGUUUGGGUGUUGUUGCGCCAAACGCCGCAUUUACAACAAUGACCACAACUUUGGGUCUCUCGGGUAUUGUUGGUUAUCACACUGUUUGGGGCGUAACACCAGCUCUUCACUCACCACUAAUGUCUGUGACAAACGCUAUUUCUGGUAUUACAGCAGUCGGUGGACUAUUAUUGAUGGGCGGCGGAGUUGUGCCAACUAAUUUGCCUCAAGCGUUAGGUGCCACUGCUCUAACCAUUUCAACUAUCAAUAUUGCCGGUGGUUUUCUGGUUACCAAAAGAAUGUUAGAUAUGUUUAAAAGGCCAACUGAUCCGCCGGAAUACAAUUAUUUAUAUGCCAUUCCUGCCACUGUAUUUACUGGAGGCUAUGCCUUGGCCGCAAUUAAUGGCUUACCCCAUAUUCAUCAAAUGACAUAUUUGGGUGCAUCCCUGUGCUGUGUCGGUGCUUUAGCUGGACUUUCGUCACAAAAGACAUCGCGUUUAGGAAAUGCAUUGGGAAUGAUUGGUGUCUCAUCGGGUUUGAUCGCAACAUUGGGUCUAAUGGACAUAACUCCUGAGUUAGCCAUUCAAAUCGCCGCGUGUAUGACGGGUGGGGGAGCUUUAGGUUUAGGGAUUGCCAAGAAAAUUGAAAUAACUGAUUUACCUCAAUUGGUCGCUGCUUUUCAUUCAUUGGUUGGUUUGGCGGCCGUAUUGACAUGUUUUGCGACAUAUAUUCACGAUUUCCCGACAUUUGCAACAGAUCCGGCGGCAAUGACUAUUAAAACUGCUUUAUUUUUAGGCACUUAUAUCGGUGGAGUCACUUUCAGUGGAUCUCUCAUUGCUUAUGGUAAACUUCAAGGACUACUCAGUUCUGCUCCACUUUUACUUCCGGGAAGACACGCUAUAAACUCGGCACUUAUGUUGGGAACAGUUGGUGCCGGUGCCUACUAUCUCAUGGACCCGAGCCAAAUGGCUGGACUAUCAUCAUUGGGAGCAACGGCUGCUUUAUCUACAAUAAUGGGCGUUACUCUGACAUCUGCUAUCGGUGGUGCAGAUAUGCCAGUUGUUAUAACUGUAUUAAACAGUUACUCCGGAUGGGCUCUUUGUGCCGAAGGUUUUAUGUUGAAUAACAAUCUGAUGACAAUUGUUGGCGCACUUAUUGGUUCCAGUGGUGCCAUUCUAUCAUAUAUUAUGUGCAAGGCAAUGAACCGUUCGUUGCCUAACGUAAUACUCGGUGGUUUUGGCCAAACAGCCUCCGGACCGGCUAAAGAAAUAACCGGAACUCAUACCGAAUGGAAUGUAGACACGAGCGUCGAAUCUAUAUGUGAGGCCAAAAAUAUUAUUAUUACCCCCGGCUAUGGCCUAUGUGUAGCCAAAGCUCAAUAUCCGUUAGCAGAAAUGGUUAAGAUAUUGAAAGAAAAGGGUAAAAAUGUUCGCUUUGGUAUUCAUCCAGUGGCCGGUCGUAUGCCGGGACAACUUAAUGUAUUGCUCGCUGAGGCCGGAGUACCCUAUGAUCAGGUGCUUGAAAUGGACGAAAUAAAUGACGAUUUUUCCGACACUGAUCUGACAUUAGUGAUCGGUGCCAAUGAUACGGUUAAUUCUGCCGCAGAAGACGAUCCCAACUCUAUAAUUGCUGGAAUGCCUGUUCUUAAAGUUUGGAAAUCCAAACAAGUAAUUGUUAUGAAACGAAGUCUUGGUGUUGGAUACGCAGCUGUGGAUAAUCCAAUAUUUUUUAAUCCCAACACAUCUAUGCUUUUAGGCGACGCCAAGAAAACAUGUGAUGCGUUGCUCAACAAAAUUAAGCAAAAUUAUGGCAUUGAAUGAAAUUUUUAUAAAUUUUAGGGACACAUAACUGCAAAAUAUUUAUUUUUGUCUAUAAUUAACGCAUAAUUAGGAAUUAGAUCAUAAAUGUUAAAAUCGCUCAUUUAAAAAAUCAAGAGUUAAAUUUUUACUAAAUCCAAU
Messenger RNA from Oppia nitens, 3737 nucleotides. RefSeq names its product NAD(P) transhydrogenase, mitochondrial-like. Gene Ontology annotation, cellular component: mitochondrial inner membrane. The record is from RefSeq and is a predicted model, not a curated record. Gene Ontology annotation, biological process: NADPH regeneration; proton transmembrane transport. NCBI's taxonomy places the organism in Eukaryota, Metazoa, Arthropoda, Arachnida, Sarcoptiformes, Oppiidae. Gene Ontology annotation, molecular function: NADP binding; NAD binding. The transcript has 7 exons. Bases 366 to 3599 code for a protein of 1077 amino acids.